Molecule: messenger RNA, 802 nt
Organism: Alligator sinensis (Chinese alligator)
Lineage: Eukaryota; Metazoa; Chordata; Crocodylia; Alligatoridae
Product: complement factor H-like
Exons: 5
Source: RefSeq, a predicted model, not a curated record
AUUCAGUUUCAAAUAUAGCUUUAUUUCUACAGUGAUAAAGUGUCUGCCAAUAACAGCUCCAGAACAUGGAAGAAUUGUCAUGUCUGGUUCAUAUGAGACGGACCAAGAAUUUUCCUUCGGACAAGCCAUACGAUUUGAAUGUAAUGAAGACUAUAAACUUAAGGGAGACAGAGAAAUAUAUUGCUCAGCUACUGGUGAUUGGAGUCAGGAGGUACCACAAUGUAUAGAAAUAACAUGCACCCCACCAACUAUUCUGAAUGGAGGGGUAAUGGUUCCAAGGAGACUUUACAAGGAGAAUGAACGAAUACAAUUUAACUGUGAUACAGGAUUUAAGUUCAAUGAAAGAUCAGAUGCAGUAUGUACUGAAGAUGGAUGGAGACCAGCCCCAUUAUGUAUAGAAGUUACAUGUGAUCCUCCAAAAGUGGCUGAUGGUAGCUUUGUCCCUUCAAAGACAAUAUACAGAGAAGAGGAUGUAAUCACAGUGGAUUGCAAGCAUGGAUUUCACUUUGACUCAUUCAGUGGGAACACAGCUCAGUGCACCAAGAAUGGCUGGAUACCUGUUCCAAAAUGUGUCUGGGUCCUUCUUGAUGGUAACAUUGCGAAAGUGAGAACGGUGACAAUGACAAUGAGGACAAUGAUGAAAAUGAAGGAAACGGACAUUGAGGAGCGUGAGGAUAUCUGCUUUGUGGACUUGUUCCCCAGCCAGGUCCCAAUCCUGACCAAAACCAUGACCCAAACCAAAACCCAGGAGACACGAGAUGGGAACAGUUUGAACAAGCCCCUCAUUGAGAAUAUGGAAUGA